Daucus carota subsp. sativus is the source of this 1750-nucleotide messenger RNA. RefSeq lists its product as uncharacterized. Lineage: Eukaryota; Viridiplantae; Streptophyta; Magnoliopsida; Apiales; Apiaceae. The record is from RefSeq and is a predicted model, not a curated record. The transcript is spliced from 9 exons. Bases 149 to 1540 code for a protein of 463 amino acids.
GGUCGUAUUUUUCAUGUGGCCAACCCGGGUUCACUAACUAUAGUUGGAUUGGAUUGGGUUCGACCUGACGAAACAAAGGGGGUUAGGUCAGGCAAAGGGGGCAACUAGAGAUUUUGAUUAUCUUCAAUCGCUGAGUCUACUCAAUUCAAUGGAUGAAAAGAUAUUUUCCGAAUUGGAGGAGAAAAUUGUAAAGAGCCUUGGCAAGAAAGAUGAGGCAGUUUACAAUGAAUACCAAAAAAAUGUUAAAAAUUAUAUUUUUAUUGAUACUGAUUUGUUUGUAUCGUUAUCAAAAGUAUUAAUGUUGAUUUACGGGGACCCAGUAUCUGUGACUCGUCCAUCCGGACGUGUGGAUAUGAAUGCUCCUGUUAUUGAUGGAAUGUACCCCCUCCACCUUGCUGUUCUGACAUCCUCCCAACUACUAGUUCGUAGAUUAAUUGGAUUAGAUGGAGCUAGGCUCGAUGUCAAGUGCUGUGGUGAUCCCAAUUCACCGUUUUACGGCCUCACUCCAUUAGAGAUGGCACUCCAAGUACUGAGGAGAAAUCUUAUUCCUUGGACUCCUCAAGUGUCUGUACAUGAGCUGCUUUCCAUGUUUCAUGGCAACGCGAAAGUGAAAUCACUCAUGGAGAACAUUUCUCUUCUUGCAUAUAUUACCCCGCGGAUUCGUCAUCUCGUUACGGAGUAUUCACUUCAGGGGAAGGUUGUUGAGCUUGCUGCUUUGCUAAAGUUGGGAUCUUCGCAUCCCAUUGACUACACUAUUAUGUAUGUACCUUCUGCCGACAUACCUCCCGAGCUUCAUUUUGGGGUCCCCAUGAUGUUACGCCUGCUUGUUGCUACUAGAUCUGCCUCACUCAUUAAAGAGUGCAUUCAGUUAUCUGCUGGUUCGAAUCCCGAGGAAUAUGAGAACUGCAAAAUAAAGCUCAAGGAAAUGGAUUUUAUCGGGGCUUUAUUGGAGUCUGCAAGGAGGGGUGAUCUGAAUAGAUUUGAUAAGGAACAACAGUCAACUGUCAACAUCGAACUUACUGAUGAUAUGUUGGUCGGCUCACAAGAUGAAUCCAAGGUUAACACAGUAGCACCUUGGUACCUGAAAAACAGCUUGUUCUACAUGGACUCAUCAAAAUUUCAGGCUCCUGGGAUUUUUAACACAAUGAUGCCUCGUGGAUAUGAGGAUAAGAUGGAAUAUUAUGAUGGCUUUGAUAUCAGAAGUUGCAAUGCUCUAGCAGAGACAAUCUUCAGAGUACUUGAUGGGAAAAAAGUGGAGGAACUCACUUUACGAGAUGCUAGCGAUUUCCGGGACGAGUUGGAGGAUUUUCUUAAAAACAAGUUCAAGGAGGCUGUGGUUUUAACGGCUUUAGAAGAGAAAGCACUUGAAAAAGAAGCCGAGAAGCAGGGGUUCAUUUCGGGGUCGAGUUCGCCUGGUAGUGUUACACCUGUUUUAAAACCUGGUCAUUUUUAUUAUCCUCUAAACAAGGCGUACGAGCGUUUGGAUGUCAAAAGAAUUUCAACCUCUGUAUUCUCUGCUUUAAAGAAAGGAAAGACAUAGAUGCCUCAUUUAACCCAUGCCGAAUUUGAUAUGUAUCCUAUGUUAUGUUUUUCGUUAAUCAAGUCCCGGGGUAAGACCUAAUGAAUUGAAUGCCAUGAUGAAGAUUGAUUUGGGGAGGAAUUUGUUGAGCACGUUUAAAUUUCUGUAACGGUUUUUGGAUUUUUGUCCAUCUCCGGUAUAAAUUAAGUUACUCUUAUUAUUACUAUUCAA